AUGACUCUCCACAUGGCUGACCGUUCUAUUAAGCACCUAGUAGGAGUUCUUGAAGACAUUCUAGUGAUGGUUGAUCAGUAUUUCAUAUCGGGAGACUUUGUGAUUUUGGAUAUGGAGGAGGAUACCAAGGUUCCCAUUAUACUUGGUAGGCCUUUUCUAACUACUGCUGGGGCACUCAUUGAUGUGAAGGGGGGGAAGUUAGUGAUGGAGAGGUGGGGGGAAGGAAAGUAUGAUGACUCACCAGAAACAAUUGCUUCCCUUGCACCUCUUGAGGAGGAACAGGCCCCCAAGGUAGAACUAAAACCUUUGCCUUCUAGUUUGAUGUAUGAUUUUCUUGAUUCUAAUUCUUCUUAUCCUGUGAUCAUAAGUUCCUCUCUACAAGAGGAACAAGUGGAGAAAUUGUUGACUGUGUUUAAGAAGCACAAGAAAGUUAUUGGGUACAAGAUUGGGGAUUUAAUUAGCAUUGAUCCUAAGUAUUACAUGCAUAGAAUCUAUUUGGAGGAUGAUGCCAAGCCCACUGUGGAGCUCUUUAGGAGGCUAAACCCCAAUCUGAAAGAUGUUGUUAAGAAUGAAAUUUUGAAAUUGCUAGAUGCUGAUAUUAUCUACCCUAUUUCGGAUAGAAAGUGGGCCAGUCCCAUUCAUGUUGUCCCGAAAAAGGGUGGUAUAACUAUUGUUGAGAAUGAAAAUAAUAAGUUGAUUCCUACAAGACUUGUCACUGGGCACCGCAUGUGUAUUGAUUAUAGAAAGCUAAACAAGUCUACUAGGAAAGACCAUUAUCCCCUCCGCUUUAUUGACCAGUUAUAUGAGAGAAUGUCCAACAACGAAUAUUUCUACUUCCUAGAUGGUUUUUCAGGUUAUUUUCAUAUUUCUAUCCAUCCUGAUGAUCAAGAGAUGACUACGUUCACAUGCCAAUAUGGCACCUUUGCUUUUAAAAGGAUGUUAUUUGGUGUGAGGAGGUUAAUCUUGUGCUCAACUAGGAGAAGUGUCACUUCAUGGCUUCUGAGGGAAUUGCUCUUGGGCACAAGAAGGUUCAUAAAAGAUUUCUCUAAUCUUGCAAAGCUUCUCACCCAUUUACUUACUAAGGAUGUUGUGUUUAUUUUUUAUGAAUCUUGUUUAGUAGCUUUUGAAAAGUUGAAAGAGGCUCUUUGCCAAGCUCCCAUUAUUCAGCCCCUUGAUUGGCCUUUACCAUUUGAAUUGAUGUGUGAUGCUAGUGACUAUGCAGUUGGAGCAGUGUUGUGCCAAAAGAGAAACAGAAACUACCAUGUGAUCCACUAUGCUAGCCACACUCUUGAUGAAGUUCAAGUGAAUUAUGCAACCACUGAGAAGGAGCUUCUGGCAAUAUUUGUUUCAGAAAAAGAUGCUAAACCAAGGUUGAUUCGUUGGGUCCUUCUACUUCAAGAGUUUGAUUUAGAGAUAAGAGAUAAGAAGGGCAUAGAGAAUGUAGUUGCAGACCAUCUAUCCAGACUUGAGGGUCGUGAGAAGGAUGAGUUGCCUAUUGAUGACUCAUUCAAGGGAGAGACAUUGCUUGCUGUGAGUGCUUCAGGUGAGGAUUCUGUGCCAUGGUUCGCAGACAUAGUGAAUUAUCUGGUGAGUGGUUACUUCCCUAAGGAUUUCAAUUACAACAAGAAAAAGAGAUUUAUCCAUGAUGUGAGAGACUACUUUUGGGAUGAGGCACUACCUUUUAAGAUAUGCCCUGAUGGUAUUGUGAGGAGAUGCAUUCCUGAGGAGGAGUUUUUUAGUGUUCUUAACCAUUGUCAUGCUUCACUAUAUGGGGGUCACAUGAGUGCUGACCGUACUGCUUUGAAGGUUCUACAAUCUGGAUUGUUUUGGCCCACCUUGUUUUCUACUGCUAAGGAUUUUGUGAGUAAGUGUGAUAGCUGCCAACGAACUUGUACUAUUGGUAAGAGACAUGAGAUGCCACAGAGAGGGAUACUUGAAGUUGAGUUGUUUGAUGUCUGGGGGAUGGAUUUCAUGGGUCCUUUUCCUCCAUCUUUUGGCAAUGAGUAUAUUCUAGCAGUAGUGGAUUAUGUGCCCAAGUGGGUGGAGGCAAUUUCAACUCCAAGGAAUGAUGCUAAGACUGUGAUCAAGUUUAUGAAGAGGAAUAUUUUCUUCAUGUUUGGUAUGCAAAGGUCUUUUAUCACUGAUAAUGGGACUCAUUUCUGCAAUAAGCUACUAGAGAAACUUCUGGCAGUUUCAAAGUUCAAGAAGAAGGAGCACAAAUUCAUGAAGAAGGAGCACAAAUUCAUGCAAUAUAUCCUUUCUCACUCCAUCUGUGGGCACUUUGAUUCUACAAGCUUUGUUUCUCACGCAGACAUGCUAUGUCUGUAUGGCAUGAUUAAGGGCAAAAGGGUGCACAUGGGUGUAGUUGUGGGCAACCUGUUCAUUAACCAGCACCCACCCAAGGGAGUGAGCUUGUUCUUAGGCCCCUAUCUCACCCGAAUCCUCAAGAGCACCCAUCGGGUCCGGCUCACUGAGCCGAAGGUUCAGGGCAUGCUGGCUCUCACUGUUGAGACUGUUCAGAUGAUGCGUCAGGGGAAGGGUGAGAAGAGAGCCCGCGUCACUUUGGAGCCCGAGGUGGAAUUGGAGGAGGAUGCAUACGAUGGUGCUGAGCUCGUUGAUGUUGUAGCGGUCGAGGGGUCAUCUAGGGGCACUUUUCAGCAGCAGGUGCUGGCCCAGUUAGCUGCAAUGAAUAUGAAAGUUGAUCAAAUCUACACUAGGAUGGAUGCUAUGGAGGCGGCUAACGCUCAGGGUCGAGAGGAGGCACGAGCUUACUAUGAGUGGAGGCGAAGCCACUACCCACCUCCGGGAGGUCCAUAG
Messenger RNA from Ipomoea triloba (trilobed morning glory), 2817 nucleotides. RefSeq lists its product as uncharacterized. Bases 1 to 2817 code for a protein of 938 amino acids. The record is from RefSeq and is a predicted model, not a curated record. Gene Ontology annotation, molecular function: nucleic acid binding. Gene Ontology annotation, biological process: DNA integration. Lineage: Eukaryota; Viridiplantae; Streptophyta; Magnoliopsida; Solanales; Convolvulaceae. The transcript has 6 exons.